Rosa rugosa (rugosa rose) is the source of this 1341-nucleotide messenger RNA. RefSeq names its product putative F-box/FBD/LRR-repeat protein At4g26350. Lineage: Eukaryota; Viridiplantae; Streptophyta; Magnoliopsida; Rosales; Rosaceae. The coding region runs from base 1 to 1341 and encodes 446 amino acids. The transcript has 4 exons. The record is from RefSeq and is a predicted model, not a curated record. Gene Ontology annotation, molecular function: protein binding.
AUGAAACCGAAGACAAAGCGUCAAAGGAGAGAUCCAGAUAGGACCGGUGGAUUAGCUGGUCAAGAUAGGAUUAGUGGAUUACCGGAUGCACUUCUUUGCCACAUACUUUCCUUCCUUCAGACAAUAUACGCUGUGAGGACCUGUGUUCUGUCUAGGAGAUGGAAGAACAUAUGGGAGUCUGUUCCUACUUUGGACUUCGACUAUGGUCCUUUCCGUAAAUCUCUUAAAUUGAAGACUAUUGCUGAUUAUGUACUUUCCUUACGUAACUCAUCAAGCAUUCAAAAAUUUCGUCUUAAUUGGAAUUAUAAUGGUAUUGAUCAGUCUUGUAUUUAUCGUUGGAUCCACACUGCCAUCAAGCGUAAUGUAGUUGAACUUGAUCUUCUUGUUUAUAGUAGACUUCAUUGCCAUAUUUUUGAGUUGCGCGAAAGCAUCUUAAUGUGCAAGACACUCAUAAUUUUGAAGCUGAGAUCAAACUUCAUUGCCAAUCUUCCUGCAUCAGGGUGUUUCCCGAGCCUCAAGUUUCUCCAUGUUACAGUUAAUCCUUAUAGUUGUAGUGACUCAAUGGUUGAGCUCUUCUCUAGCUGCUGUUUGUACCCACAUUUGCAUGUCCACUCAGACAUAGCUAAUGUGCAUAAAGUUCCUGCCCCUGCAGUGAAGACACUACGAAUAUGUUGCAAUACUAGGGGUUGUAAGUACAAGUAUUUGAUUAAUUGCCCAAAGCUUGAAAACCUUGUUCUGAAAGGGAAUGCUUUGAGAAAGUAUUGUUUGGGCCAAGCAGAAUCCCUAGUCAAAGCCAGUGUUGAGCUACUUCACCAUCGUUCAAAUAGCCGAGUUGAUUCGCUUGUGACAGGAGUAUCCAGUGUCAAAUUUUUGUGUCUAUCUGCUAAUUGUUUCGAGGUUGGUUCUCUGCCUGCUUUUGAUAGUUUGAGCAAAUUGAAGUUGGUGGUUCACAAAUGCUUUCCCAGGAAAUUGCUAACGGAGUUACUUAGCAGAUCACCUCAUCUGCAGUAUCUUAUCUUAGAACAUAAUGACACUAGUGUUAAUGAAAAAGAAUCCAAGUAUGGAGCAGACUCAGAACCUGAUGAAUGCCCGAAGCUGCGAUGGCGUGCACCAGAGCUUGUGCCGAGUUGUUUAGAAUCAAACCUCGAGACUAUCUCCAUUGAGGGAUUCAAGGGGCAGCUGAAUACAAUGGAAGUGGCUAAAUAUUUCUUGAGGAAUGGUGAAGUUUUGAAGAAGAUGACGUUUUCUUCACAUCCUUUGUGUGAAGAAAAGCAGGCGUUACACAAAGAGCUUUUAAUGGUUCCAAAGGUUUCAAAGGCUUGUGUAGUUGAUUUUGUCUAA